Messenger RNA from Eriocheir sinensis (Chinese mitten crab), 3968 nucleotides. RefSeq names its product transcription factor collier-like. Bases 106 to 1308 code for a protein of 400 amino acids. The record is from RefSeq and is a predicted model, not a curated record. Lineage: Eukaryota; Metazoa; Arthropoda; Malacostraca; Decapoda; Varunidae. Gene Ontology annotation, biological process: regulation of transcription by RNA polymerase II. The transcript has 10 exons. Gene Ontology annotation, molecular function: DNA-binding transcription factor activity, RNA polymerase II-specific; RNA polymerase II cis-regulatory region sequence-specific DNA binding.
UGGCAACCGCGCCCUGCCCAGCUGUCAACUCACGCCUCUCGCCUCAUUUCCCCGCUAAUAUACGAUCCCGCCAUUGUCUACGAAGGUCAAGACAAGAACCCGGAGAUGUGUCGUGUGCUGCUGACCCACGAGGUGAUGUGCAGCCGUUGCUGUGACAAGAAGAGCUGCGGGAACAGGAACGAGACGCCCUCGGACCCCGUCAUCAUUGAUAGGUUCUUCCUCAAGUUCUUUCUGAAGUGCAACCAGAACUGUCUCAAGAACGCCGGCAACCCCAGGGACAUGAGGCGCUUCCAGGUGGUGAUCUCCCAGCAGGUUGACGUGGCCGGCCCGCUGCUGGCUGUGUCGGAUAAUAUGUUCGUCCACAACAACUCCAAGCACGGACGACGGGCAAAGCGACUCGAUCCCACUGAGGGGAUGUUUGGUCUGUACCCCCCGCUGCCGGCCACCCCGUGUAUUAAGGCCAUAUCCCCCUCGGAGGGUUGGACCACCGGGGGAGCAACGGUAAUCAUAAUUGGGGACAACUUCUUCGAUGGACUCCAGAUCGUCUUUGGCUCCAUGCUGGUGUGGAGUGAGCUGGUCACCUCGCACGCCAUCCGGGUCCAGACUCCCCCGCGGCACAUCCCCGGGGUGGUGGAGGUGACCCUGAGCUACAAGUCCAAGCAGUUUUGCAAAGGCGCCCCUGGAAGAUUCGUCUAUGUGUCCCUGACGGAACCCACCAUCGACUACGGGUUCCAGCGGCUGCAGAAGCUCAUCCCGCGGCACCCCGGAGACCCAGAGAAGCUACCCAAGGAGAUCAUACUGAAGCGCGCCGCCGACCUUGCCGAAGCCCUCUACUCCAUGCCGAGGAACAACCAGCUCGCCCUCCCCGCCCCGCGCUCUCCCGCCAUGAACCAGACCUCAGCAAUGACCGGGUUCAACACAUAUACUGGUCAGCUUGCCGUCAGCGUUCAGGACACGGCCAACACGCAAUGGGGUGAAGAGGAUUACGCGAGGGGCCAGGGGCACGGCGUGGGUCUCGGCUCGCCCCGGGGAGGCUUUGGGUCCAACGCCUCCACGCCCCACUCCUCCGCCGCCUCCUCCUCCUCCACUUCCUCCUACGGCGCCUCCCUCAACGCUGGCUACUCCUCGUCACCUUCAAACCUCGCGAACAUGACCGCCUCUCCCAGCAUCUUCAACAGCUCUGCGCGUGAGUACGGCAUGGGCGGUUUCAUGUCAUCUGCUUUCACCUCCAUGGGACACUUCGCCCUCCAGCCCUGCACCUCCCAGGCCUACGGCGGCGCGCUCGUCCACCACGCGGCCGCCAAGUGAUAGUGGGCACCCGGCUAUCCCUCCCUCACAGCCGGCAACCCCUCACCACCACCACCAGUAUCACCGCCACCACCUCCAGCCGUUCACAUAUCACAGCCUGGUUAUUUUGUCCCCUUAACGAGUGGUGUGACAGCCGUUUGACAUGUUCAUCACCGUUUUUCAUCACCAGUAUCAUCACCACCACCUCCAUGUUUGACCCUUUCAUCACCAGUAUCACCACCAUCUCCAUGUUUGACCCUUUCAUCACCACUUCUGUGAUCCUCUUCUUCCCCUCGUUUUGCCAGUCUCACCUCCGUUUUUCAUCACCAGUAUCACCACCACCACCUCCAUCUUUGACCCUUUCAUCACCACUUCUGUAAUCCUCUUCUUCCCUUCAUUUUGCCAGUCUCACACCGUUUUUCAUCACCAUUUUUCAUCACCACUACCUCACCACCUCCAUGUUCUCUUCAUCACCACCAGUUCUUGUAAUCCCCAUCCCUGUUAUCAUCACCACCACCAUGUUCUGUACCUUUCAUCACCACUUCUGUAAUCCCCCUUCUCAUCACCACCACCACCACCAUGUCUGACCCUUCAACACCAUCCUUACCCCCCCCCCCCCCUCCUCCUCCUCUUCUUCCAAACCACCACCACCAUCACCACCAAACCUCAGCUCCGUCACCCUGUCAUCACCACUUCAUCACCACUCAACACCACUUCAUCACCACUCAACACCAUUCGGAGGCGCCGUUUCAGGAGGUAUUGUAGAGAAAUCGAGUGCGUGCGUGCGUGCGUGCGUUCCGUGACCCCGGCCUCGUCCACGGUCCUUGUAAAUACCUGUAUAUAACCUGUUCACCUAAGACAGACAACCCCCGGGGGCUCCUGACUCCCCCCUGUGGUCGGCCCCCCUCCCCCCACCGUGGCCAUCACCGGGGGCAUUGAAUUCUUUGUUAGUUUUGUACGCCGUAUCUCGUGACCUCCAGUGCCCCGCGUGGUGGCUUCGUCGGGGCGGUAACGGGGCGCGGCGGGGCGGGGCGGAGCUGGGUGACCCAAGACCCGUAUUCUUAACGUCUUGGGGGCUAAUCUCCCCUGUGGUCGUAUUGUGAACCCCGGGAUGUGUAAGAAUGCCCCCCCCUCCCCCGCCCCCCAGAGCAGCCCCCGGCGUCAGGAAGGCUGGCAGCGAGCGGAGCGCUUCGUUGAGUUACGUGGUUAUGUCUUAGAAAAGAAUCAUUUGUUUUGUAGAUGUUGAUGCCGAUAACUCCUGAGAAGACCCCGCGCUCCAAGUUACUGUAGCGGGAGGGCAGACUCAACCCCGAAUUUCUAAACGUCUCGGGGCCUCAGAUCGCCUGUUGGAAAAGCCCACAGUAGAAGUUGCUCUGGGCUUUUCAUCGACUCGUUUUGUGACCCUGGUGAUAGCUUGACAUGAAAAAUUAGCCUAUAUUUAACCCCCAUUUUCCCACAUUAGAACUAGCUCUAACUCACUCUACCAUACACUAAAAUGUAGGCCAACAAUCCCUCUCUCUCAUCCACCCACCCCCCUCUCUCUACCCUCCCUCACAUUAGAGCUAUCUCACUUUUUCUCAGACAGUGUCACUCACCCACCAAUUUUAGACUUCGAAAAAAAUAGCCUAUCUUUAACCCUCAUUUUCUCACAUUAUUAACAUGACUUCUGCACCUUGAACGGGAAAAUCACCCACCCAUGAAGACCCGGCUAUCUCCUCCGUGGCCUUGGAAAACAGUCGUAAUUGAAGCCCGAGACGUUUAGGAAUGCGACCUCAGAGCAGUGUGAGCCACGGAGGUAGAAUUGGUGGAGUCUACAUCAGCCCAAUUAAGUGAAUCCGCCCGUGCUGUCAUUUUUACGGCCAGGUGUCAGGUAACGUGUUGUCAGGUCAGGCUCCCUUAAUGGGCUCGGCCAGGCUCGCGCACCCCCAUCUCUUGGCCGUACAUUUGACAGUUCGUCGGCUUCACCUCAAGGAAUGGGUUAGAGGGCCGUGUCGACUUCACCAAUCCUACCUCCAUGGUGUGAGAUUAUCAGCGGCGUCAGCACAUCGUUCAUUCUUACAUUUUCCUGCCGAGAUGUUUUAGCGUCAGCAGCGGCACAUCUCUCCUCGGCCAAGACAAUAACGAUUCCUCAUAAUAAGCUUUUCUAUGGUAACUUGUACAUAGCGAGACAGCCUCACCCUCUCCUCGGCGUUCAGACCCGGGGCGACACUCGACAACCCGCCAGUCAGCCACCACACAGCCGCGCUCAGCCACAGCCCAGCAACCACAGCCACGGAGAGUGUUUGGAGAGUUUUUGGGUUGAGUUUGGGGUGCUUUGAAGGGUCAGCGCGCCCCUGGAUGAGGUGGUGGUGUGCUGAGCGGGGCUGUGUUGGCGGGGGCUGGCGGCGGAGGCUGCGACCACCAUACGCCCCGGGCCACGUCACACACACACACACACACACACACACACACACACACACACACACACACACACACACACACACACACACACACACACACACACACACACACACACACACACACACACACACACACACACACACACACACACACACACACACAAACUUACGAUGACCAUGACAAAAUACAACUAGGCACACACACACACACACACACACACACACACACACACACACACACACACACACACACACACACACACAUACAUACAUACAUACACA